This is a messenger RNA of Cajanus cajan (pigeon pea), 3229 nucleotides long. RefSeq names its product glycosyltransferase family protein 2. The record is from RefSeq and is a predicted model, not a curated record. Lineage: Eukaryota; Viridiplantae; Streptophyta; Magnoliopsida; Fabales; Fabaceae.
UUUAUUUUGCUGAAUCAUAUAUAUAUGUGUCAAGCUUAAGGUCUCUUGCUUGUUUUGCUGAAGAAGCCAAGGCUCUUUUCGUUUUUUUUUUUAUUCUCACCCUCUUCACAUUUCUCUUUGUAGCCAAGCUAGUGUGUGAUGUUAGAGGACAUUGAAUCAUCUAGUCCAAUUUGUAACAUGGGUUUUGGUCGAAAUUCAAAAUCAUCAACAAGUGGAGAUUACUUGGAAGGGAUGCUUAAUGACUAUGUUGGAGGAAGGUCUAAAGUGAAGGCUCCAAAGAGUGCCUCAAUAAAGUUUGUGGCAGCACUCACAUGCCUUCAGUUUUUCUUUGCAAUUUAUGCAACAUUCCUAUUGUAUUACAUGGGCCCUUCCAUUGAUUUACGAACCAAGCCAGAGUUCACAUGGGCCACAAAAAUUGCACAACAAUGGAAGCAACUUAUGAUCACACCCCACGUUGUUGGCCACUACCAAGAAGCUGCUUCCUCCCUCAUCAAGGAGGAUGUUGAUGUUCUUCCCAUAACUCCUUCCCAAGUAUGUGAAAAUGAGAAGAUAGACUUUGGGCAAAAGAAGUCCAAUGAUGUCCAAAUGAUCAAGUUAAAGAGAGAGCUCUACGAGGAGGUGUUGAACUUCCAAAGCAAAACCAUUGGCACUGAGACUCUCCAAGAGUUAAUGGCAAUGAAAUCCAAGUGGGAUUUGAAGGGUCCUAAUAGGCCUAAAAUCACAGUGCUGCUAAACCACUUCAAGAGAAAGACACUUUGUGCUCAGCUUGACUCUUUGCUCCAACAAACCCUACCUUUCCAUCAUGCUUGGGUGCUUUCAUUUGGGAGCCCCAAUGAGGCCUCACUAAGGAGAAUUGUGGACACCUAUAAUGACUCAAGAAUCAGUUUCAUAAGCUCAAGCUAUGAUUUCAAGUACUAUGGAAGGUUUCAAAUGGCUCUUCAGACUGAAGCUGAUCUUGUGUAUGUUGUUGAUGAUGACAUGAUUCCUGGAAGAAAGAUGUUGCAGAUUUUGGCACACGUGGCAGGCACGGACAAGUACAAGAACUCUGUCUUGGGGAGUAUUGGAAGGAUAUUGCCCUUUAGGCAGAAGGACUUCACGUUUCCAAGUUACAGAAAAUUUCGGUCUAAGGAGGCUGGGUUGUAUUUGCCUGAUCCUGCUUAUGAUAUCACUGUUGAUAAAAUUGUGCAAGUGGAUUUUCUUUCUAGUUCAUGGUUUCUCUCAGCUGAUCUUGUCAAGACACUUUUCAUCGAGACACCUUUUACCUUCUCAACUGGUGAAGAUCUGCACCUCAGUUAUCAGCUUCAGAAGUACAGAAAUGCUGCCUCUUUUGUUCUUCCGGUAGACCCCAAGGACAAGGAAACUUGGGGUGACAGUGAACACAGACUUGCAUAUGUGUCUGAAACCACAGUGAUUUUCAAGGACAUAGUUCAAGUCAGAGAUGAUCAGUGGUGGAAAGCACUUUCUACAGGCUAUGUGACUCAGUGGGCUGCAAUGCACCCUCAAAAAGUUGAUGCACUCUUCUAUGCUCACUCAGUUGAUGAAGUGAAAGCCCUUGCACCACUUCUUGAAAAGUUCAGGUCCACAGUUGGCAAGAAGGCCUACAUCGCGGUCUCUGGAGGCAGUUUCUGCCCCUGUGAAGAUGCUGCAACAGCUCUCAAAUGGCCUUCAUUGGUCUGCAAAGAACGCAGGUUUAAGAUUUUUGAUUUGGCCAUUGGAACACUUUCUGGGGUGUCAAACUCAGAGGCACCAGUGAUACAAGCAGUGUACACCAGCAUGAAGGGUUUGAUCAAAAUUCACAAUCCCAGUGUAAUCAUCAGUGUGGCUGACAUUGACCCUCAUGUGAGGAAAGCUCUCAAGAUGGCAUCAGAAACCAAUUCAAAUGCCACCACAUUGGUUCUCUUACCCAGGGCUUCGGUGUCUCAAGUUCUUUGGAUGGCUGAUCUACGUUCAACAGCAUUACCAAAUUGGAAUAGGAUGAGGAUUUCUGUGAACAUCAUCACCCAAAACAGGGCCAAUUCACUAUCAAGGCUUCUCAAAUCUCUGACCGAUGCCUACUACCUAGGAGAUGAAAUUCCCAUCACCUUCAACAUGGAUAGCAAGGUGGACGAGGCAACCAUAAGACUAGUGGGUACAUUUGAGUGGCCUCAUGGGCCCAAAACCCUGAGAAGGAGAAUCAUCCAAGGUGGGCUCAUCCGGGCUGUGAGUGAGAGCUGGUACCCAUCUUCUGAUGAUGACUUUGGGCUCCUACUUGAAGAUGACAUUGAAGUUUCCCCUUACUACUACCUAUGGAUCAAAUAUGCACUCAUGGCAUACCACUAUGACCCCCAAGUCUCUCUCCCUCAGCUCUCCUCCAUCUCUCUCUACACUCCAAAACUUGUUGAAGUUGUCAAAGAGAGGCCUAAAUGGAAUGCCACAGAGUUCUUCAAAAACAUCCACCAAAACACACCUUACUUACACCAAUUACCAUGCAGUUGGGGGGCAGUGUUCUUCCCCAAGCACUGGAGAGAGUUCUAUGUGUACAUGAACAUGAGGUUCACUGAGGAUGCCAAGGCCAACCCAGUUCAAAUUCCAAAGUCUAGAACCAACGGAUGGCAAGCCUCAUGGAAGAAGUUCCUCAUAGACAUGAUGUACCUUAGAGGGUAUGUUAGUCUCUACCCAAAUUUCCCACAACAAGCAAGCUUUUCAACCAACCACAUGGAACCUGGGGCACAUAUUAGUGCAAAAGACAAUGUGGUUAAGCACAACAAACAGGACUUUGAGGUGCCACUAUUGAAACAAGACUUCAGAAACUUGUUGCCAGGAAUGAAAAUGCCACCAGCAUCAAGGCUUCCAUCACUAAACCUCUUUAACCAACCAGUUUCUCUAAAGGGUCUUAAAGCUGCAGGAGCUAAGUUGGGCCAGGACGUGCUUAGAUGUGACAAUGCCACUGAAGUUGUUGCUGUUGAUCAAGAUACUGGUCUACCUCACACUUGCUCCAAAUUCUGAAAAACUUCAUCAUUUCGAUUGAUUAAUUAUUCUUUGUUGUUUUCUUUUCCUUUUUCACUUAUGCUUAAGUUAAGAAUUGUUUCUGCUUUGCUUCUAAACUAAGUGGGAAAUUGGGUCAGCGAUUUUGCUGUCAAGGGAUAAGAAUGAGAUAACUCAUGUUUCCCAAUUGGACACUGAUCUUUCCCAGAGAUGCAAUUGUAAUUAAUGUUCAUAUUCAUUAAUUAUUAUCAUAUACUGUAAGAUU